Messenger RNA from Elgaria multicarinata webbii, 1984 nucleotides. RefSeq names its product 6-phosphofructo-2-kinase/fructose-2,6-biphosphatase 2 (gene PFKFB2). The record is from RefSeq and is a predicted model, not a curated record. Gene Ontology annotation, biological process: fructose metabolic process; fructose 2,6-bisphosphate metabolic process. Gene Ontology annotation, molecular function: 6-phosphofructo-2-kinase activity; ATP binding; fructose-2,6-bisphosphate 2-phosphatase activity. The transcript has 17 exons. Lineage: Eukaryota; Metazoa; Chordata; Lepidosauria; Squamata; Anguidae. The coding region runs from base 99 to 1754 and encodes 551 amino acids. Gene Ontology annotation, cellular component: cytosol.
CGUGAGAGCUUAGCAUUUCAUAACGCUUCUGUUUUGUUCUACAUUUUUCUAGAAGGAGUCUAGGGAGCCGAAAGUGAGAGUGCCUGUGCCUUGCAGCAAUGUCAGGGGAUGCAGCUCCAAUCCCAGAACAGGUAAAUGGCAACAGUUGCAGCCAAGAAAACAAACCUUCAAAUCUGCGAGCUUCGGAGAAGAAGUGCUCAUGGGCCUCUUAUAUGACCAAUUCCCCUACUCUGAUUGUAAUGAUAGGCCUUCCUGCAAGAGGCAAGACCUAUGUGUCCAAGAAAUUAACUCGCUACCUCAACUGGAUUGGAGUGCCUACAAAAGUGUUUAAUUUAGGAGUGUAUCGUCGUGAAGCAGUACAAUCAUACAAAUCAUAUGAUUUCUUCAGACAUGAUAAUGAAGAAGCCAUGAGGAUUCGAAAACAAUGUGCCUUGGUGGCCCUUGAAGAUGUGAAAGUUUAUCUCAUGGAAGAGUGUGGCCAGAUUGCUGUCUUUGAUGCAACCAACACAACUCGAGAGAGGCGGGACAUGAUCUUAAAUUUUGCGAAGGACAAUUCUUUUAAGGUUUUUUUUGUGGAGUCUGUCUGUGAUGAUCCAGAGGUCAUUGCUGCCAAUAUAUUGGAAGUGAAAGUCUCGAGCCCCGACUACCCAGAGAGAAACCGAGAGAAUGUGAUGGAUGAUUUCCUAAAGCGAAUAGAGUGCUAUAAAGUCACCUAUCAGCCUCUUGAUCCAGUUCAUUAUGACAAAGACCAUUCUUUCAUUAAGGUGAUCAACGUAGGGCAGCGCUUCCUUGUCAACCGUGUCCAGGAUUACAUCCAAAGUAAAAUUGUCUAUUACCUCAUGAAUAUUCAUGUUCAGCCACGCACCAUCUAUCUUUGUAGACAUGGCGAGAGUGAGUGCAACCUUGUCAGCAAGAUUGGUGGGGACUCCGGCCUGUCAACACGAGGGAAGCAGUUUGCACAAGCACUGAAAAAGUUCAUCAGAGAUCAGGAGAUUGGGGAUCUGAAGGUUUGGACGAGCCAGUUGAAGAGAACAAUCCAGACAGCAGAGGCCUUGGGGGUACCAUAUGAGCAAUGGAAGAUAUUGAAUGAGAUUGAUGCAGGAGUAUGUGAAGAAAUGACCUAUGAAGAAAUUCAAAAGAAAUAUCCAGAUGAAUUUGCACUUCGGGAUCAAGAUAAAUACCUUUAUCGUUACCCUGGAGGAGAAUCUUACCAAGACUUGGUCCAGCGCUUGGAACCUGUGAUUAUGGAGCUUGAACGUCAGGGUAACGUCCUAGUUAUUGCUCACCAGGCAGUUAUGAGAUGCCUACUGGCCUAUUUUCUUGAUAAGAGUGCAGAUGAGCUACCCUACCUGAAGUGCCCUCUUCAUACCAUUUUGAAGCUCAUACCAGUUGCUUAUGGGUGCAAAUUGGAAAUGAUUUCUCUGGAUGUUGAAGCUGUGGACACACACCGAGACAAGCCAUCUACAACGAACAACCUUCCAAAGAGCCAAACCCCUGUCAGGAUGAGAAGGAACAGCUUUACACCACUAGCCAGUCCGGACACAGUAAAACGUCCUCGCAAUUACAGUGUUGGGAGCAAGCCUCUCAAUCCAGCAGGGUCUAUGCUGUUCCUGGAAGCUCAAGAUGGGGCUGAUCAACAGAAGCUGCAAGACAGUGUUCAGCUUCAAUUGGGAAGUGCUUGCCUGGCGAAAUCAGACGCAAUCAUCUGUGAGCCCCUGGUGUCUGCCUCUACCACCAAGCCAAAGAAGAGCUGACCUCACAAUCUACUAGAAGUAAUCCAUUUGGGUCAUGGAAAAUCAAAAUGGAGGCCUCAGAAAAUAAAUCACCAUGGACUGACCCCUUGUAUUUGACCAAAAAACUGUGCAUUUGAUGAAGCUGCUGCUGUCUUCGGUGGCUUUCAACCAUGAUGGAGCACCAUGUUUUCUGGACCAAUGACACAUUCUCUAAUAUCUCUAAAAAAAGUAGUGGUGGAAAGUCACAUUCU